Messenger RNA from Prorocentrum cordatum, 972 nucleotides. Lineage: Eukaryota; Dinophyceae; Prorocentrales; Prorocentraceae. The record is from the annotation of a GenBank genome assembly.
AUGGGCCUGCUCGAGCGCUACGCGUCUCGGAUGGCUUCAGUGUGGUGGUGGGCUCCGUCGCGCGGCACCUUCGAGGAGCUGACCGGGGCCGAGCGGAGGUGCCCCGGCGACCCGGCGGCCCAGGAAGGUGCGCUGGUGCACUGGUUCUGGGAUCUCGGGCGGAUCGGGGUGGUGGAGAGGCAGUCCCUUUCGGCCAAGGUCAUAGACAAGUGCAUAUGCCCGCAGGGUACCUUCUGGCACUGGAGGAUAAACAAGUGCCAGAACCAGGGGGGCUGGGGCUACGAGUGUGGUUUCUUUCCGAAGGAUCGCUGGCGGUGCGCAGACGGCCUCACGUGCAAGCCUGUACCGAACUCGAGCGACGUCUACUACUCGUAUGGCCGCCACCACGGCACCGCCGGCUCCAGGCCGGCCACUUGCCAGACCUGCGGCCCGGAGGAUGACUGCAAGCUCGCCGAGGAUCGCCACAACGGGGACUGCCUGCGCGGCGUGGAGCUGUCUGGCAACGCCACCGCGACCAUCAGGGUCACGGUGUCCAGCAGCGCCACCGCCACCGCCACCGCCUCGCACACCGCAGAGGCCGAGGAGGUGGCGUCGGCGACGGCUAACCACACCGUCCAAGCGAAGACGGAUGGAGGAGGCGGAGCGAGUGCCACCGCAGCCGCGGAGCACGCAUCGCGGGCGACGGAGACGGCAAGCGUCAACCACACUACGACUGCGGAGGCGCUCGGCUCCGCCGAGGCUAGCGCGGCCAUCUCGGCCGAGGAGAUCAUGGCACGCAUGGGUUUCGGUGCCUUGGACAUCAGCCCGACGAUGGCGGCGUCGAUGAUCUCGGCCGCCGACGAGCUGGUCUUCGGGCUGGCCCUGGAGAAGGCCAAGGCCCUGGCCGAGAAGGAGAGCCUCGCGGGCGCCAAGGAGCGCCCCUGGCCCGCGUGCGGGCACGAAGCGCCCAAGACCUCCAUGUGUAAAGCCUGA